UCUAGAAGCACGUGCGUUGGCCGCUGCCCGGAGCUUAUUCGACGCUUUGAUGUGGAUACCAGGAGGAUGUACGCAACACAUCCUCCUCGCCAAGCACUCUGAGAUCCCACCAUGACUCCGUGGAGCUUCAUUGACUAGCUGCCAGAGCUAUUUGCGCUAGAUUGGCACGCAGUUCGAAACAGGACCGAUACCAGAAAGGCAGACCCAUGUUGAUCCCGCUCGGCGCGUGUUAAUACAGUGGUCUAUUCCCGAGCAUCGCCUCUUGGGUUUCUAUCAAAUUGCCCCGUGCAGGUCAAUACUUGUCCCUAUUGCGCGUUUUGUGGUCAUAGUUUCUUUGGUUUCUUUCCUUUAUCUCCCGUCUAUUCCGUCUCUUAGUCUCUACGGUGCAGGACACCUAUUCUCUCAUUUCAGCAAUGGAUACUCGCUACCAACCAGAAGGCCUGUCCUUUGGCACAAAAGACACCUUCAGCCCUAAUUUCGAGAACAACGGACAAUUCCCUCUCCCACCAAACCAGCAACAACCUCAGUAUGCACCUCCACCUCAGCCUCAGCAUAUGAAUCAGCAGUACGGUCUGCCUUCCGGACCUCGUAUGCAAACUCCUCAGCAGCAAGGGCAGUAUGGUCUACCAUCUGGACCCCGUCAACAUUCUCCUCAAACAAGUCGGGAUGUGAACAACUACUCCCGUCUGUCCAACCCUCAGCAGCAACAGCAAAUGCCAGAGCAACAACAACAGCUACCGCCAAACCAAUACCAGCCGCAACCCCAGGUCGCAUCUCAACAGAACCAGUUCUCAUUCGAGUCUGGCGAGACUACUCGCACCAACACAUGGGCAGCCAACUCACCGGCAGCAACACCAGCGCCCAUGUACGCAUCUAACGGAGGAGGCUACUUCCCGGGCCCGGUUGAUGCUAACGGAUACCGCAUCGACACGAAGGAGAGGCAGCCAGAGCCGGAGAACCCUUUCAGAGACCCAGCUCUCCAGUCACCACCUCAGAUGGACGAGAUCGAUCUCGAGAAGCACAAGCAUGGCGAUGGCCAUUCGGAAUGGGACAAGCACACCAAGAUCCCCGGCAGGAAGGAUCCCAACCAGCCAUAUCUCACUUUCGGACAACGACUCAAGCACUACACAUGGGCGAACUACACCCUGACAAUGGCUACUGGUGGUCUCGGCACGCUUAUCGCCAUUCAGCCGCACGCUUUCCCCGGUCUCAUCACCAUCGGCGCCGUUUUCUACAUCCUCAACCUCAUGCUGUUCACUGCUGUCACAAUGACAAUGGUCCUCCGCUUCACCAAGUACGCUGGAUCCUUCAAGGAAUCCAUCAAACACGAACGUGAAGGACUCUUCCUCGGGCCAUUCUUCCUAUCGAUCGCUACAAUCAUCACCGGAACGCAGAAAUACGUCAUAGAAGCGUACGAAGAGGAUCACCCGAAUCGUGCGUGGGCAAUCACUACUAUGGCGGUCGCUUUCUGGGCAUACACCUUCAUCACUUUCUGCUUGGCUUCCUUCCAAUACUCGUUCCUGUUCUGCAGCCACACCUACAAGCUCACCAGCUUCAUGCCCUCGUGGCUGCUCCCCAUCUUCCCUAUCAUGCUUGCGGGUACAAUCGCCUCGGUCAUUGCCAAAUCACAGCCCGUAUCGUCCAGAAUGCCAAUCCUGGUUGCCGGACUUGGAUGUCAGGGUCUUGGAUUCACGGUUGCUAUUCUCAUGUACGCGCACUACAUUGGUCGUCUCAUGCAGGUCGGAUACCCCGAUCGGGAGCAUCGAGGAGCCAUGUUUAUCGCUGUCGGACCGCCUUCUUUCACGUGCUUGGCCCUGAUUGGUAUGGCCAACGCUCUUCCCGACGACUUCGACUUGCAGGGUGACGGUCUUGUCGACGCGAAGUUGCUCAGGACUCUGGCUCUCAUCGUCGCACUCUUCCUUUGGGUAUUGGCUAUGUGGUUCUUCAUGAUCACUCUUGUCGCCGUCAUCAACUCGUGGGCUGUCUACUUCCAUCUCGGAUGGUGGGCCAUGGUCUUCCCCAACACCGGAUUCGUCAUCGCCACUAUUUCCAUCGGCAACGCGUUGAAAGAUGAAACGGUGCUCUUCGUGGGGAACGGCCUCACCAUCGCCAUCAUUACGAUGUGGUGCUUCGUCCUAUUCAAGCAUAUCCAGGCCAUCUAUGUCGCCGACAUCAUCUACCCCGGCAUGGACGAAGAUAUUGCAGACCACUAAACGCCAAACACAGUAAUCUCAGCACCGUCGCUCCCCGCCAGGCGAUCCCUGCUUUCGACUUUGCUUUUAACGGCGUUUCUCUUCGGUUUACGUUUCUCUCACUCGUUAUACCACCACGCAUACGCCUGUCGUGAGUCAAAAGCCUCACGCUCCUUUUAUACCCCCAAUGUUUCCGCCAUCGCUUCUCCGUACCUUCUCCGAAGCCGCCAGCAGGUCUACAGGCUUCUUUCUUUAGACACCACACUCUCCAUCCAUUCCAACACUAGACCUAGGGCGCG
Messenger RNA from Alternaria rosae, 2491 nucleotides. RefSeq names its product voltage-dependent anion channel-domain-containing protein. Gene Ontology annotation, molecular function: malate transmembrane transporter activity. The record is from RefSeq and is a predicted model, not a curated record. Gene Ontology annotation, biological process: malate transmembrane transport. Lineage: Eukaryota; Fungi; Ascomycota; Dothideomycetes; Pleosporales; Pleosporaceae. The coding region runs from base 414 to 2213 and encodes 599 amino acids. The transcript is spliced from 2 exons. Gene Ontology annotation, cellular component: membrane.